Monopterus albus (swamp eel) is the source of this 1091-nucleotide messenger RNA. RefSeq names its product deoxyribonuclease I (gene dnase1). Gene Ontology annotation, biological process: DNA catabolic process. Gene Ontology annotation, molecular function: deoxyribonuclease I activity; DNA binding. Gene Ontology annotation, cellular component: nucleus. Bases 149 to 1000 code for a protein of 283 amino acids. NCBI's taxonomy places the organism in Eukaryota, Metazoa, Chordata, Actinopteri, Synbranchiformes, Synbranchidae. The record is from RefSeq and is a predicted model, not a curated record. The transcript has 8 exons.
GCACAUUUGCAGUUCAACUCCUAAAACACUGAUGAAGUCCUGACAGUGAAACAUGAAGUAUAGCUCCUGGUCAUCUGGACAAAUCUGAAUAGAAGAGUUCCAUAAAACAAAUUGUGCAAAUGUCCAUGUUUGACCUUUUUGGCUCAGGAUGCAAGUGGUGUUGUGUGCUUUGGGCCUCUUUCUGGCCCUGCUUCAGCUGUCUACCUCUCUGCUGCUGGGAGCCUUCAACAUCAAGUCAUUUGGAGAGACGAAAGCCUCCAACGCCACUUUGAUGGACAUCAUCACCACGAUUGUCCACCGCUAUGAUAUCAUUCUAAUCCAGGAGGUCAGAGACUCCGAUCUGUCAGCAACCCGAAAACUCAUGGAGAAUGUCAACAAAGGUUCCCCUCGGUUCAGGUACAACCACAUUGUCAGUGAGCCUCUGGGUCUGAACUCCUAUAAGGAGAGAUAUCUCUUCCUCUACAGGGAGCAGACGGUGUCCGUGGCUAAAAACUAUAUCUACAAUGAGCCCUGUGGUGCGGACACCUUCAGCAGAGAGCCCUUUGUCGUCAUGUUCUCCUCCAAACAUACUGCCAUAGAGAACUUUGUUCUGAUGCCCCAGCACACCUCUCCAGACAAGGCAGUGGAGGAAGUGAAUGCCCUCUAUGAUGUGGUGGCUGAUGUCCGCACUCGCUGGAACACCAAUGAUAUUGUGCUACUGGGUGACUUUAAUGCUGGCUGCAGUUAUAUAUCGAACUCUGACUGGGUGAAGAUCCGCCUCUUCACUGACAAGAGUUUCCACUGGCUGAUCACAGAUGAAGCCGACAGCACAGUGUCACACACCAACUGCCCUUAUGACAGGAUUGUGGUCACAGAUGAUAUGAUAAGGGGAGUAGUGCUUGGCAGUGCUGAGGUUUACAACUACAUGAUGGACCUGAACCUCAGCCUCAGUCUGGCAUUAGCUGUCAGUGACCAUUUUCCUGUGGAGGUGAGGCUGACUGGCGAGGCUCUUGCUGCCUGAAUCAUGACUCCAGUCCUUCUACAGGUCCCCAGGCCGAUGACCAUGAUUAUUCAGUAUUGGGGAACUCUCACAAACCAUAAUCAAGUCAUGA